Oldenlandia corymbosa var. corymbosa is the source of this 809-nucleotide messenger RNA. Lineage: Eukaryota; Viridiplantae; Streptophyta; Magnoliopsida; Gentianales; Rubiaceae. The record is from the annotation of a GenBank genome assembly.
CACAAAAUCGAUCUUAAAAAAGCAAAAAUUUGUCCUUAUAUUCUCUACAAAAAUAGAAAGAAAUAUAUUACAACAUGUAUCCUAGAUUUUCUUCAAUCCUUUUCAUCCUUCUUGCGAUUUCUUCUUCCUUUGUUGCUCCUAGCCAAUCUAGGAAAUUCAAUGCAAACAAACCAUGCAAGCAUCUUGUCCUUCAUUUUCACGAUAUCAUGUUCACCGGCCACAAUGCAGGCAAUGCAACGGCGGCCGUCAUAGCCAACGAGACCCAACUUUCCGAGACUUACAAAUUCGGAAAAUUCAUCGUUUUCAACGAUCCAUUGACGGCCGACAGCAGCCUUCAGUCGCCUCCGGUGGCUUGGGCGCAAGGGUUUUAUUUCUACGACAUGAAGACGACUUUUAAUGCGUGGUUUGCGUGCAGUUUGGUGUUCAAUUCAACUGAACAUAAGGGCACCAUUAACAUUAUGGGGGCGGAUAUAAUGGAUGCUGAGACGAGGGAUCUUUCGGUUGUUGGAGGGACUGGAGAUUUCUUCAUGACUCGUGGGAUUGCUACACUUCGCACUGAAGAAAUGGAAGGAGUUGCUUAUUUCCGUGUUCUAAUGGAUGUCAAAUUGUAUGAAUGCCAUUAGAGAAAACUCAAGUUGCCAACACUUUAAUUAAGGCCGCAUGUCUCUUUUGUGCGUGUUUUUGGGUGUGUUUUGUUUAUUUCGAAUUUCAAAUAUCGGUAAAUUGUAGACCGUCAUUGUAUUGAUUAUUUCUUGUUGUUGCUAGUUUUGUUUAUUUUCGUACUUUAUAAAAAGUUAAUUUUCUUGGGA